CGCGAAGGGAUGUCUGCGCCCCCGCGGCGGCCGCGCCCGGAACUAGGGAAGCUGGAAAGGGGAGGUGCCGCCUGGCGGGUAGAGGGGGCACCUUUUGGACUGUGGAGAGCGGGGUGGCGGGGCCGCAGGAGUCGCGGGGAACGGGGCCCGGGGCGCGGCGAGGGAGCCCGGGAGCGCGCGGGAGGGGGCCCCUGGAGUUGCGUCUCUCCCGAACGCCGGCAGAGCUGCGCCCGCGGCUGGGUCUCGGGAGCGGCGCUAUCGGCGGUUCCGCCGAGUCCUCGGAUGCCCUCUGGAGCUCCUGUCCGAGGGAGCCGGUCUCGUGCCCGCGCCGCGCGCGCCCCCCCGGGAUGGGCCCCUGGCAGGGCCUCUGUCGAGCGCUUCCGCCCCCCCGGAAGUUGUCUCUGCGGUCCCCGGGCCCCUCCGGGGAGGAGAGGGCUUAGUGGAGGGAUAGAUGUUGGGGGUCUUUUGUGCGCACCCACGCGUCCGGGGCGCUCGCUCCUGGGAGGGCAGCGGCAGCACAAAGCAGGCUGGACUCGUGGGACGCUGCUCCGGAGGCGGCGGUCCCCAAUCCCGCCUAGGCUGGGGGCGGCGCCGCAAGGUUUUGGAGAGAGUAGAGAAAUCGGCAAAACAGUGACCGGGACUUGAUGAGGUGGCGGACAGGGGCGAUGGAAAGAAGGAUGCUCGCGAACGCAGCGCUGGUGUGUCUCUUUGGGCGCGUGACUGGGCGCCCCGCGUUCCCACAUAACCGGGUUUACCUAGUAUAUUUUGCUUGUGUUCCACGGUGCUAUGCUAUGCCUUCUCGUUUUUCUUUCUUUCUGAGGGAUUACCGUUGCCAGUGGAGGCUCUACAACCAGAGGAUAACUUAGGGGCGUGGGAGACUGCAGAGGAGUCCGGGGAGGUCGUUGUUUGUCCCGCGGAGACGAUUAGGAAGCGUUACGCCCCUCGGCGGCCCGCCAGCCCGCCACACCUCCGCCGCCUUCCUCCACCUCCCCCCAGUGCACCCACGCCACCACCGCUGCUCUGCCCGGGAGGUCGUUUGGGUUUCUCUGCUGCGCCUAUCUAACCCUUACUGCAUGUAUUUCACUGCAGGCUGAACAAAGCUCAGGCUCAGUUGUGCUUCCUGCUUGUCAGCCUCUUGCCUCCCAAACGCGUACCAUUUCCACUUGAUGUCAUCACGCAGAAGGGGGUGAAAGGGACUCGGUGACAGAUUCAGAAAUGAACACGCCCGAGUAUGCUAGAUGCCUGUGAACUCCCCGAUCCCCCGGCGGCUUUGGAGAGACUGCAAGAAAGAAGGUGGCGGAGUGGUGGACUCUGAGAACAAGCUCCUCCCCCUCGGCCUUGGCCUUCCUGCCCACAGUCCACCAUGGAGACGCUCUCCCAAGAGUCUUUGCUGGAAUGUCAGAUCUGCUUCAAUUACUACAGCCCCCGGCGAAGGCCCAAGUUGCUGGACUGCAAACACACGUGCUGCUCGGUGUGCCUUCAGCAGAUGAGGACGAGCCAGAAGGACGUGAGGUGCCCCUGGUGCCGGGGCAUCACCAAGCUGCCCCCGGGCUUCUCCGUGUCCCAGCUCCCGGACGACCCCGACGUCCUUGCCGUCAUCGCCAUCCCGCACGCCUCCGAGCACACCCCAGUCUUCAUCAAACUUCCGAGCAAUGGGUGCUACAUGCUGCCCCUGCCCAUCUCCAAGGAGCGAGCGCUGCUGCCCGGAGACAUGGGCUGCCGUCUGCUGCCCGGGAGCCAGCAGAAGUCCGUCACCGUGGUGACCAUCCCGGCAGAGCAGCAGCCUCUGCAGGGCGGGGCUCCGCCCGAGGCGGUGGAGGAGGAGCCAGACAGGCGGGGCGUGGUGAAAAGCUCCACCUGGUCUGGGGUGUGCACUGUGAUCUUGGUGGCCUGCGUCCUGGUCUUCCUUCUCGGCAUCGUGCUCCACAACAUGUCCUGCAUUUCUAAGCGCUUCACUGUGAUAUCCUGUGGCUGAAGAGGGCUGCGGGGAAGUCUCUUGUGGGUGCCAACUAGCGGUUGAGCAGGUGUUGGUGAUGGAUCGCGGUGAGGAGAUGGGGGGCCACGCUGAUCAUUGGGUGCCGAGUGCUGGCCUCUGGGCUGCCACUUGAUUAACCCAAGACAGACACGAAGGGCAGAAUGUGAGGUGUCAGCAAGAUACCAGGCAGAGCGCUCUGAUUAUUGGUGGCAACAGCUUCCAAGACGAUCGCAUGCAUCCUCAUAAUCAUGUAUUAAAUGGACUGUAAUUUAUGAUUUCUCAAAAUCAUGUUGCCAGGUAGACCUAUUCUACUUAGAUGUUAAACUGUGGAAGUGCAUACAAUGUGAUCUUCUCUAAAUGUGGUAGAUUAAAACAAAGAUGCUAUGUAUACAAGUAGAAUUAAAUCUGAAAAUCCAUGUAAAAAUUCAGUGAUGACAUGCAGUGCUGGUUUCUUUCCUUUUUUAAAAAAUGAAACCCAGUCUUCAUUUAGUUGCUAAGGCCUUUUAUACUUUUUGAAUGGCACCCAAAUUAAAAUAAGUUAAGUGGACAGUUGUUUUUUCAGGAAGAUAUUUGAACAAGUGUUUCCAGUGUGUUGUGUUUUGUCACGUACCUCCAUUUUUCUUCCCUUGUAAUUAGAGCUCGCUAUGUGUUUAUUAAACUGAAAGCCCAACAGGGGAGCAAUAAACUGAGUAAUAAUGAGAAAUGCCUAAUCCCACAGGAAACCUACAUGCCAAUUUUUCUCAAGCCAUCUCACAAAAUAAGAAUUUUAAAUGUAAAUAUUGUGUAUUUGUGUGUGGGGGGGUUGUGGGUGUGGGUGUAAUUUGAUUUACCUCAGGUUUUGAAUCUUUUCAGAAGAAUCCCGGGAGUAAGACUUUGUGGGCAUGAAUGAGUCCGGGGUCUGAAAUGAUGGCCACCUCAAGGGCACCGGUACCCACCCAGCGAGGUGUCACAGACACGUCACUUCCAAACUUGCUCCUCUUCUAUGUAUUCAAGUCCUGUAUUCUGUAAGGCACUAAGGGAGAGUAACAGAAGAUUCUGUCUUUGCUCCCAGUUUUGAUGUAUUGUAACAGCCAUGAGUGUUGGUAAACAAUAACAAACUUGGACUGGCAUUUUAAGACAGUCCAUGAUUAUUUUUUGAAAGAGAUUGUUCCAUGAGAGUUAAAUCAUUUUGAAUUCCAGUUUCCUCUUGUUGGUAUAAGUGAGACUAUCUCUUGUAUUUCAAAAUGUGUUUUCAUUGAGAAGAAUGGCAAGGUGAACUAGCAACUCACAUUCCUAGAUUAAGUGGACCAAUUCUUCAUAAAUUCUCAGACGUUCUUAAAUGUGUAAUGACCUACAGAUGCUCAUGAAGAAAGAUCUGCUGGUCUUAAAUGAUAAAUUUCUAUCCCUGAAUGUGUGCGUUCAGACAUAGCUGUGAGCUUUACAGUUCUCUUCUAGUUUCUCUUACGGAAUUCAUGAAGCAAGUGGUAUGUGCCAAGGUCCCCACUCAUAAAUAUGUCUGUUUAUGUUCCAUUGAAUCCCUGAAAAUAGGGGACAGAAAAAUAAGCAGUGACUGGCUCCAAAAAGUAAGGCUAGAAAAAGCCAAGACUGAGAUAAUUUAAUUUACUUAUAUGCUAACUGUUACCUUCAAGCAGCACAAAAUAUGCACAUUAAAGUGAUGGAAUUAAUGAGAUAAAACGACAAUAUAAUGAACAGAAUCCCAAGCUAACCCUGUUCAUUGACAUGAGAAUUUGAUAUAAAAAUAUGAACAUGGGUUUUUCAAAUCUUUCCAAUUUGUCAUUAGACCUUUAGGAAAUGUAUUUGAAAGCUCAAACUAGAAAUUAGGUUAAAAUGCCAUUUCAUUGUGUAAGCUAUUGGGCAUUAUACAACAAAUAAUCUAGGAUUUAUUUGGUAUUAAUAAUUUAGGUAUCACAUUAGCUGAAUGCUAUCCUCUAUUAUGUAACCUAAUAUACUGUUGGGUUAGUUUCAAUUUCUCAAACUCUCCCAGGCUGCCUUGAUGCAUGUCUGACCUAAUUUCUAUUCCUCUUGGGAAAAAAACCCCACAGAAAUGUUACAUUAAGAAUUCUACAUUUCAAAUGGAUGUUACCCUUGCAAUAUUAAGUCAUGCCAUUUUCAAAUUAAUUUUGUGAAUGAUGUCUACGUAUGUUUAUGUCCGGUAUGAAAUGACCAGCCCUGGAGUGUAGUGUGUGAUAGAAUUCUACAUGGUCUGUAGGUUAUAUAUAGACACUAACAUAUGUGAUGAUACAGUGCCCUGUGUUUCUUAGUGCAAAGCUGUAGAUUACAAAUGUCCAUGUACCUUUUACUUAAAAACAACCCUGUGCUAGAGCUGCAAUUAAGCAGUGCAAAAUUAAUCGGCUCUAUGAUAGAUUCUUGACGUUACAAUUUAAGGUACAAUAACAACCAAAAUCAGAAUUUUUCGUGUGAGUCUUACUGAUGUAAGAACAAUUGUUUAUGUGGAUUCUGCCUGCAGUUAUUUAUUUGUGUACCUGCUUAUCAGGGUGUGCAAUCCUGUGCGUGCACGCGUGUGUGCGUGCACAUGUCUAUGUGAUGUCUCAGCCUGCCAGAUAGGAUUUUUAUAGGCUUAAUGAUGUUUAAUGUUAUUUGGCAUCCCAUUGCUCUGGCCUCUUUGGCAUUUACCCACGACACUAACAACUCAUCUACCCCAUGUGACUCAAGUCCAGUGACACAGUCAGCCAGAAUUCACAGUUGCACAUCAAUGAAAUAACUCACAACUGAAAGCACAGAAAGCUGAAAGCAACCUCUGGUGGCUUCAUUUUGUAGAUGAGUCUGCUGGGGUCCCCAGAGGUGCGAGCCCGUUUGUCAUUCUGCAGCAAAAGGGGACCAGAACUUUGUACUGCCGUUUCCUCUUGCUGCUUCCUAGACCUGUCGAUCUCUCUGUUGGUCUAUGAUCCUUUUCAGGGAGGAUCAAUACCCUUUACUAACUCAACUAUUAAGUUUUUUGUCUUUGUAGAUUUAUAUAUUCACUUUAGUUAGCAUCUACCUCUCCGGGAAAUGAAAGGAGUGUUGAUUUAGCGAUGAGUAUAGACAGUUAAAGAGAACCAUGUGAUUUGAAUUUUUUUAAUUGCAAAACAUUGGUUCCCCCCUCCCACUUGAGCUAUAAAGGACAGUGAGUGUUGUGUAAAUAGUAAACUAUAAGAAGCAUGAAUUUUCAUCUUUAUUAAUGAUCUUGACAUAAGCAAGAGAAUGCUGAAUAUGCUAAGUAGAGCCAAGUAUGCUAUCAAAAAGCAUUGUCUUUGGAACAUUUUUGUAUAAUGACCUGGGGCAUAAGUUGUGAAAAGGCAAAUGGGUUCUCAUUUCCAGUCAUACUUUAUGAUCAGAAAGCUAUAAGGCAUUUCCUUUAGGAAUAUAAUUCAGUUUAAUCUUGCACAUGACUUGAGUGGGUCCCUUGAAGGUUAAAACCAUGUGCUGGUGCAACCUUGGGAUCUUCUAGAUUGACGCUGUUCUAUAGAACUUUCUGUGAUGAUGGAAAUGUUAUAUAACUUACGCUGUCCAAUACAGUAGCCACAUUGGGUGUUGGGCAACUGAAAUGGGAUUAGUCUGAGUGAGGAACUGGAUUUUGUAUUUUAUUUAAUUUAAAGUUAUUUAAAUAGAUGCCACUCACAUGUGGCUGGUGGCCAUUAUAUUGGACAGUGCACUUCUGGAGGGUUGUGCAAUGGAAUCUAGCAUCAAAAUAUUAAUGGAGUAAGCAGAGUAAGGCGAAGAAGACAGUUUUUGGUUUAGUAACAUGCAGUUGGCUUAAAAAAUAUAUGAUCGCAAGUAUGACAGUAAAAAUGCAUCAAUUGCUCUUCAGCGUUAUUACUUAGAUACUCUGGGCCAAGGAAUAAUCAGUGAAGCUUAAAGAGUGCUCGAUAAAGCCCCCUUUUCUGGGAUCAUUAGCUGCAUGUGAAUCUAUUGUCCAAAAAUAGUAGUUAGACAGUAGCUCUAAAACGUUUGACUUGCAUGACCUGUACUGUGAAAUUGUGUUUAGGGUCUUGUGACCAAAAAGUAAAUGUUACAGAAAAAAAAAAAAAGCCUAAUGAAAUCCCUCUUUCAGGGUCUUACCCAAACGCCAUCAUUACAUUAGUAAGGUAUGAAAUAAAAGAGCAAGCAUGUUUUGCAGUGUUCACGGGGAGUGUUUUUGUUUGCCUUUGAAGUCUGCCAGCUCGUCAUCGUAUUUGAGAUGGGCAUAGGUGGGCAUCAUUUUUCAGAUGCCAGACAAAAACAUAGGUACAAUUUUUAGAGUGAGAUUUGACAUUGUUUUCGUCCUGUUUGGUUUUUUUAGUUAUCACUGAAAGAAUCGAAGAUUUGAAGCCUUGCACAAAGACACUUUGUUUUACAUUAAAAAAAAAUUGCCCAUGGAAUUUAAAGCCUUGAAGGUUAUUAAAGUUACUAAAAUUGCUUUUUAAGUGAAUAAAGGGAAGUAGAAAAUUCAAAUUGAGAUGUAUUUUCAUAGAAAGAUCAGACUCUUCCUGAUAGUACAGUAUUUAUUCCAGUCUAGAUUUGGUUUUAUAGAGUUCUCAUAGUUUUAUUUGAAAAGCUAUGCUGUGUCUAAAUUGGUUAGUCUGCUUUUCAUUGUCCAAAAAUACUGUAAACCAAAUGCAUUUGCUUCAAUUUAACAGAAUUGGGUUGAUUUUUUUUUUUUUUAUAGAGAACUCAUCAAUGGGCAGGACUCUUUAGUUCAUCCUUGAAAAUGAUUAAAAAUUUUUUUGCCCAAUGAUAGUUUUUCUUUAGACUUAUGAGGAAAUUAGAGGUCCAAAGGUUAUUGGGAUGAGAGGAGUGAUAUGCCAAUGGUUUGAAUUACUAUCUUCUCUUAGAAAAAUGAUGCUGCCAACUGGUCAGCAUUUUCACACAAGUGUCAUCAGUCAGUCAAUCUGUCAUCCUUGACCUAGAAGGAGAAGCUGUUCCUUACCAUUUCCACAAUUCUCAGUAAAACAUUGCCCACAAAGUAAUCCUUACUGAAAGAGAAACUCCAAAGAAUGAGUGAAGAUAAUUCAGCAACUGUUUUGAAAGUGGUAGUCUAUUUCAAAAGUGAUGACAAGUUGCUGAAGUUUGUUAAACAUGAAAGUCUUCUAAAAAAAUAAGUGGAAAUUCAAGCCAUUGAUUUUCCUGACACAAUUGAUUCACUGUAUAUAGAUAUAAAUAUAUAUGUAGACACACGAUUUAGCUAUAACUGAAGCUACAAAGAUCAAGUAAAAUGUUUUCCAAUGUGGGUUAUAUAAUGGUGAAUUUAGAUGUUAAUUUCUCAACAAGUGUUAUAGGCUGCACCCGUUUUGUCAAACCCAGCUAUCUUUGGGAGUGUCUAUAUAACUAAGCUCUUGAGACUUUUCAAAUAUAUGAAGAGGUGGGUUCUACCAUAUACAUUUUGUUGGAAAGCCAUUGAUCAUUAAAGAAUAUUAGUGGGUGGGGCAUUUAAUCUCUGUCUUCCAAAUGACUUAUGUUUGGGCUCUGCUCAAGUUGGCGAGGGCAGAGCACCACUAUUGAACUCUUGCAAUAUGGCUCUGAGUUUUCUGCACAAGUUUCCUUGCACAGUCGGGCCAAUUAUUUUUUUU
Molecule: messenger RNA, 7521 nt
Organism: Globicephala melas (long-finned pilot whale)
Lineage: Eukaryota; Metazoa; Chordata; Mammalia; Artiodactyla; Delphinidae
Gene: RNF152
Product: ring finger protein 152
Biological process (GO): protein K48-linked ubiquitination; cellular response to amino acid starvation; apoptotic process
Cellular component (GO): lysosome; lysosomal membrane
Molecular function (GO): ubiquitin protein ligase activity
Source: RefSeq, a predicted model, not a curated record